Molecule: messenger RNA, 1050 nt
Organism: Podarcis raffonei (Aeolian wall lizard)
Lineage: Eukaryota; Metazoa; Chordata; Lepidosauria; Squamata; Lacertidae
Exons: 3
Coding region: 1-1050 (349 amino acids)
Biological process (GO): DNA integration
Molecular function (GO): nucleic acid binding
Source: RefSeq, a predicted model, not a curated record
AUGAGCUUCUUAGAAGGGCUGCACGUGUCUCACCCGGGGAUCAUUCCGAUGAAGGCAUUGGCCCGUAGCUAUGUGUGGUGGCCAGGCAUAGAUUCAGAAAUAGAGGGCUGGGUGAAACGUUGCGAGCCCUGCCAGGUCUCCUGGCCGGAUCCACCCAAGGCACCAGUACAGUCCUGGGAGUCCACACAGUCCCCAUGGUCUCAGGUGCACGUGGAUUUCACGGGGCCCUUUCAGGGCCAACACUUCCUAAUAGUAGUCGACUCUCAGUCCAAGGGGCUCGAGGUGGUGCCGACCUCAACCAUGUCCGCUAGAGCGACUAUAAACACGUUCAGGAAGCUAUUUGUGACACAUGGCUUGCCAGACAUACUGGUGAGUAAUAAUGGGACCACUUUUACUUCAGCGGAAUUCAAAGAAUUUGUAACCAAUGAUGGAAUCCACAUUCAUUCUGCUCCUUUUCACCCGGCCACUAACAGCCAAGCUGAACGCAUGGUCCAUACUACAAAAGAUGCGCUUAGGCGCAUGGUGCAUGGAGACUGGACUCUCCGGUUAGCGGAGUUCUUAUUGGCCCAACACAUCCCCCGAAGCACAGUGACUGGCUGGAGCCUGGAGGAGUUGCUUAUGGGGAGGAGGCUCACUACCCUCCUUGAUCGUAUACACCCCGACCGGGCUCUUGAGCAACAGCCAUCCACUGUGGUGCAGGGGGCUCCAAGAAGGUUCUCCCCGGGGACACUGUGUACCUCCGAAACUAUGGGUCUGGACAGGAUUGGCUCCCUGGUAUCAUUGCCCGCUGUACAGAUCCAGUUUCCAACAAGCUUUAAUACCGACGAGGGCUCCAAAGCCUCGCGAGGCCAGCCUACAUGCUCGAGGCAGCCCCGCGAAUGGCGCCUGGUGAGCAAAAGGCGCCUUCGACGGGGAACCCCGAAGUGUGGCUCCAAAGUGUCGCCUCCUCCCUCUCAGGGUCCCGCCCCACCCAGGCGCUGGAGUCGAGUUCCGAGCGGGCUCCUUGCCCGCCCCGCCCCGCGCCCCGCCCCUGCCUUCCAGCCUCGCUAA